Molecule: messenger RNA, 5646 nt
Organism: Ornithorhynchus anatinus (platypus)
Lineage: Eukaryota; Metazoa; Chordata; Mammalia; Monotremata; Ornithorhynchidae
Gene: MKKS
Product: McKusick-Kaufman syndrome
Exons: 7
Coding region: 974-2695 (573 amino acids)
Biological process (GO): chaperone-mediated protein complex assembly; intracellular transport; cilium assembly
Cellular component (GO): nucleus; cytoplasm; kinociliary basal body
Molecular function (GO): ATP binding
Source: RefSeq, a predicted model, not a curated record
GGCAUGCGCAGUGCGGACGGAGGCAGGGCGCCGUUCGGGGCCUGGAGGCUGCAGCCGAGGAGGAGGAGGAGGAGGAGGAAAAGAAGAAGGAGGAAGAAGAAGAAGUCGAGGCUCAGCAGCCGGUGAUCGCUGCAACCGGGACAUUCCCCAGACCCUCCUGCGACUUUCGAUUUAAUCUUUCUCGGAUCUGUGCAAGGAGGAAUCAAGAAUCUCCCCUCCCCCUCCCCCCCCGCCCGCAUUGUCCUCCUCCCCAGGGAGCAACGUUGAGAUAACUGGCGUCCCAUCUCAUCACCAAGCCUAAGAGCCUCCCUUCUGUGGAAUUCACUGGUCUCGAAACAGAAGGUACAGUAGAUGCCAAAGUACUAUGAGUCUUAAAACCAUUUGGAGAGACUACAAAGUUCUGAUUGUUAUGGUGCCUUCUAUUGGGCUGAUACAUUUAGGGUGGCAUAGCAUCAAGAACAGUCCAAUUUUUCAAAUACCAAACAAGGACACGAUUCCGGAACCUGCGAUUGUGACCCAUGUGAUGCAGCAGGAAGCUUCAAAAAAAGGAAAGUAGAAAAACGGGCAACAUCAUAAAGAUAGAAUUUUGAUUCUUUUGCAUCAAAAGAAAUGAGGAAAAGCAGUUGGUUAAGAAGAAACUGGCUCCUUGUGGCUGGGUUAUCUUUCAUAGGGGUCCAUCUUGGUACAUAUAUUAUACAGAUAACAGCCAAAAAUUCUGCUAAAUCUGUGUUAGAAACUAAAAAAAAGAGCAUUCAAGAAUGAAGCGAUCCAAUUCUCUAAGUCGCCCAUAGUAAGAUGUGCCAGGCUUUUCAAAACCUGAACCUGUCUAACCGCAUGGGUCCGUGAUGCCAUAUUGUAAUUUGGGUUCCUGAAAAGUGACUGUAUUUAAGAACUUGUGUUACAAUGCAAUAAAUCCAAGAGUUCGAUGAACAAAAUAAAAAUUGUGUCUUUACAACUUGUAGAUUGAAAUAAGAUGUCUCGCCUAGAAGCAAAAAAGCCUUCAUUGUGCACCAGCGUACAGCUCACUAAAGACGUGGUUAGUCAGUCUCUGGCUGUACUAAGAGGAAUUGUAGCAUCUUGUUAUGGCCCCUGUGGGCGACUGAAGCAACUUCACAAUGGCGUUGGAGGGUGUGUCUGUACAACUUCUCAGUCCUCUGCCAUACUGGGUAGUCUUUCUGUCACCCACCCGGUACUAAAGAUCCUCACCGCCUCGGUGCAGAAUCAUUUAACCCGCUUCAGUGACUGUGGCUUAUUUACAGCCAUUCUUUGCUGCAACCUGAUUGAGCGUUGUCAGAAAGUAAACUUAGCUCCCCGAACUGUCACUGAAGCAAAUAAACAUCUUUUGAGCCUCUGCGUGGAGUACCUCAGAUCUGAGGUCUGUGCCUGCCGAAUCCCGGUAGACUUUAGCAGAACGAGAACUCUGCUUCAGUUGGUGCGUAGUAUAUUAACAAGUAAGCCGGCCUGCAUGCUGACCGUAAGAGAAGUAGAUCAUAUCGGGGCGUUGAUUCUGAGAGCCUUUUUGCUUACUGUUCCGCAAAACGCUGAAGGUCGUGCUAUCUUGGGGAAGAGUAUAAUUGUACCUUUAAAGGGUCACAGAGUUAUGGAUUCUACUGUAUUACCUGGACUGCUUAUUGAAAUGCCAGAAUUUCUGUCGAUGAAGACGCUUCCUGACAGAACGUUACCCGGGCGUACCCAUACGAUGGCACUCUUCUGUGUUUCCAUGGCCGGAGACCUUUCUGAUGUUGGAGAAGGAACUGUGGUGAUCAGUUGUGAUGUUUCCCUGGAAACUGCAGCCCUGGAUCAAUUGCUUAUCUUAGGGAAACAGCUGAUCGAUGACCAAGUAGAUCUCGUGGUGUGCCAGAAAGUUAUCCACCCGUCUUUGAAACAGUACCUCAAUCAGCAUCGUGUCAUUGCCGUAGACAGAGUUGGACUGGCUUUGAUGGAGCCAUUGGCUCAAAUGACAGGUGCACAGCCUAUCGGCUCCCUAGAUUCUGUGUCUCCUACUGGUUAUGGAAAUGUGAAGGAUCUCUGCUUUGCAAAUUUUGGUUCCAAACACUUCUUGCAUCUAAUUCCAAAUGAUGACACUGUCUGCAGUUUGAUACUCUGCAAUAGAAAUGAAACUGCGUGGGAGGAGCUGAAGCUCGCUUGUCAGACGGCACAACAUGUCUUACAACUAACUAUCAAGCAGCCUUUGGCUUUGUUAGGAGGUGGCUGUACUGAAACUCACUUGGCCACCUUUAUAAGGCAUAAGAGCCGCAGUGUGCCUGACAGCAUUCUCGAAGUCAGUGGCUGUUCUCGGACAGAAUAUCAGUUAGUUGCCGAUGCUUUUUGCAGUUCCCUGGAGUCUGUCGCUCGUGCUCUGGAGCACGAUGAGGGUGAAAUUCUCACCGACGUAGAGUAUGGACACUGUUGGUCUGUUCAACCGGGUUCUCCAACUAAUGUCGAUUGGGCAGAGUUGGUUUCCAGAUGUGGUUGUGGAAUAUACAGUAACCGGGAAAAACUCAACUGGCGCAACUUACGUAGUCCUUCUCAUCCUCUCAUACCUCCACCAGACUGUCAUAGCCAGCAGGCUUUAGACUCCGUCGACCAACUGACUUUGGACUGCUUUGUUGCAAAGCUUAGUGGUCUUCAAGUCGCUGUGGAAACAGCCAGUCUGAUUUUGGAUCUUGCCUAUGUCAUUGAAGAUAAAAAUUGAUAUUUAUUUCUGAAUUUUUUAAAUUAAAAAAUAUCGGUUAUACUUAGUCACACCUAACAGCCUAAUUUUGCAUUCCUUUUUAUGUAGAGACUACAUGAACUUAAAGUUCUGUCUAUUUCCCAGCACUUAAUACGAUGCCUGCAUACAGGAGGUUCUCAGUAAAAACCAUUGAUUGAUUUAUCAGGAACAGAAGAUUGGGCCUUAGGUGGGUAGAAGUGUCAACUAGAACAGACUAUGAAUAUCUGACAAUUCUUGUUAAAUGUGGUUUAGGAACCAUAUGCUUUGUUUUCGAUCUGCACAGAUGUAACUUGAAUUUGUUUAUUGGGGGGAUUUAUUUUUCUAAGAGCGUGAAAUAGUAGAGGAAAGGUUUGUUUCACCGUAUGCUGUGGGGAUAUUUUCUGUUCAUCAGAAAUUAUUAAAGCAUUUAAAGUAUAAAUUUGCAUUCAGAAUUACCCCAAGCCCCUAUUAAAGGCUGUUCAAUUUAAACAGUAUUCAACUUCUUCACAUAAGGAAAAAAAUGAGGUACCACAGCUGUGUCUGUGACCAGCACCAGGACCAGAUCUUUCCCCAUCCCUUCCCCCAACUUAGGUAUUUCUUCAUGGUUAGACUGGCUUUUUGGAAAAUCUGUCAAAUGGGUGGACAAGGAGAAAAGAGUAGCUUGUGUAGCAGCAAAAAGUGAGAGGCUCUGAAUAAAGACAAAAAAAAAAAAGACUUGGAAUUUGGAGACAGAGAAGGAAAAGUGACUGUGGGAGACUGGCAUAGAAACAGAAAGGAUAUUGAGAUAGGGUUUUCCAAAAGGACUUCAUAAGAAAGCGUGGAAAAAGAAGGUACAAAAAUAGAGAUGACUAUAAAAUGGUAGGGAAGCUUAAUUCUGGUUCACUCAGCAGGAAAAGGAGCUCUAAUUACGGGCUUGUUCUUGAAGCAGAAGCACUGAUGUUUCACAAAGAAUUUUAAGCAAGAGGAGUUGGACUGCUCAGUGAUUGCUAGAUGGACUAAAUGAUAUGGUGGGCUUCAGCUGACUAGCAGUCAGGAGAAAUCCUCAGUUCCAGUUGCUGGGUUAAACUCGAAAGACACAUUUUUGUAACUGUGGAAAUUGACAGUUUGACUAAAGAUGAUGAAACCAGGCUGAAAUUCAAGAUGCUUUUUUCCAAAACUUUAAUGAACCCAGGAGGAAAUUUUGGCUCCAGGCUCCAGAUAUUCACCUGCAGCAAUGCAUCUUGUCAUCCCAUGCCUCCCUUACUGUCAAAUGAGAAAUUGACCAAGCCCUAGAGGUUUCCUGAAAAUCGUUCCAGAGCUGUACCUGUGUACUCUCAGAAUCCAAAAGGGGGUUGGAUGUAUACUAUAUACAUAUUUUAUAUAUAAAAUAUAUUCUAUAUUUUAAAAUGGUUUUUAAAUAAUUUGUCGAGUGGAAAAGUUGUGGAACGAAAGAACUGCCCCCAAAACCAAUUUUUGUUCUCAAUUGGGCACCUUCUCAUUGUAAUGAGGAUUAACUACAAGGUGAAAACAAAAAUGUGGCAACUCUCAAACACCCUAUAGGUCAGGGUAUUUUAUAGAUACUAAGGAGAAAGUAUUGGUGUCAUUUGUUACAGUCAAUUCUAGAAGUCUAUGAAAACAGAGAAACACUAUUUGAAUGCAGGAGAAAAUCAGCCUUAAAGAUGUUGUGAUGAAACUGGGGCGGGAAUUCCAUUUGCCACUACUGCACAUCCCUUUCAAAAAGGAUUCUGGAAGAAUCCAUCACAGAAGAAGUAAGCAAAGGGAUGAAAUGAUAAUCAGUGGUAUUUAUGAAGUGUUUACUGUGUGCAGAGCACAGUACUAAGUGCUUGCGAGAGCACAGUACCACGGAGUUAGUAGCGCGUCCUCUGACCGCAUUGAACUUUCGAUCUCGAGGGUGUGUACCAUUCUGGUAUCUAAAGAUGGAAACCCUAAAGCCAGGGAAAAUACACUUUUAAAAUGAAAACACAAAAUCUUUCUAUACUUUGUUAAUUGCUCUCCUUAGGGAUGCUUUCCCCGUUAGCACUUCACCCUGUUUCACUGAACUCAUCAGUGCCCUUGUUAGCUUAGGCAAUCAAAAUUCUAUGCCCUUCUAAGGGCCCGAGAAAUAUGAAGAUGGAAGAACAUUGACUGCCGUUCUCCUCAUUGGGCACACCAGAAGGACUAUCAGGAGCUGUGGAAGGAAAGCAGGUGCCCUUCACCAUCUUCUUCAUUCUUCCCCGUGCCUAGGCUUUUGUCUACUUGGAGCAGAGAAUCAGCCUCCAGGAAGCCAACCUUGCCACCCACAUUUCUCCACUCAAGCCCGCAUCUCCAAUUUUCUUGAGGGGGACCUGAAUAGCCAGCAGUAUACUCCCGAAACAUAAUCAGGCUGGAGCCCAUGCCUGCUAACCCAGAUAUAUCCGUUUAUUGUUAUAAUGUACUCUCCCAAGCGCUUAGUACAUUGCUUUGCACACAGUAAGCGCUCAGUAAAUACGAUGGAAUGCAUGAAACUAAACCCACAUCUUCCUCACUCUGGGUGUGCAGGGCCUCAGUGUAGAUUCCCCAACUCCCAGCUCAGUGGGUAAAAGCAUUCUUUCACCUCAUAGUAGCCUGCAAAGUGAGUGAGUGCUUUGACUGGGGACAUCUUUACGUCGUUUUGAUUGAAUCGGGAAAUAAAUCUAACUUAAAUGAUGGAAAUCUUGGUUCUUUGGGCAAAUGAAGCCGGUAGGCUGGAUAUUUAAAGUUAUUAGUGUUUAAAAGAUUUUUGUUGGACAUGUUUAAGAAGUUGUUUUGGCAUUCUAUACCAUAAGUUAACUCAGUUAUUCUUGUGACUGAAUCUGUCUUCCUAUCUGGGAUUUUAUAAUGUUCUUUUUCUGUUUUUUGGAUUAUAGGCAAGAAUGUAAGUAUUAGGACUCUGUGUAACUAUUUCAAAACAUGUAAUUAAACCUAGGACAUUUGGUGGUAUGUUUUUUGCCCCAGAA